Messenger RNA from Nelumbo nucifera (sacred lotus), 1255 nucleotides. NCBI's taxonomy places the organism in Eukaryota, Viridiplantae, Streptophyta, Magnoliopsida, Proteales, Nelumbonaceae. The record is from RefSeq and is a predicted model, not a curated record.
ACAUAAAAUUCUUGAUCAAUGGGAACAAAAUCCCACUGACCAACUUUCCCCCUUCCAAGAAUCCGAAAAAAUAACGCCCCCUUACUAAUAACUAGUCACCCCACUGUUUUCUACGCUUCCAACGUUUUUGCCAAUCUUCCCUCUCGUUUCAAAAAAUGGAGGCUACAGCUUUAUCGAAUUCGCUAUUAUCUCCUCUUCCUUCUCAUUACUCGCGCCCUCACAAGACCUUCGACCAUGUUUUCUUACCUUCGUCGCCGGCUUCGUUUCAAGGAAUAACCUUGUCGCAUCGAAUCCCCAUUUCCAAAAAUGGAUAUUGUUUCCUCUUUUCUGUGUUGAAGAGUCGAAGUAAUCUUGUCAUUCAAUGUUCUGGAAAUCAUGUAGAUAGCACAGAAAAGGAAGCUCCGAUUGAAAAGAUGUACCCGGCAUUUCCAACUGUCAUGUAUAUUAAUCAAAUUCGCGAGAUUUUGCCCCACAGGUUUCCGUUCCUCCUGGUUGAUAGAGUGAUUGAAUACAACCCUGGAGUUUCAGCUGUUGCUAUUAAGAAUGUAACUAUAAAUGAUAACUUCUUUCCUGGACAUUUUCCUGAAAGGCCGAUUAUGCCUGGCGUUCUUAUGGUCGAGGCAAUGGCUCAAGUUGGAGGGUUGGUGAUGCUGCAACCAGAAGUGGGUGGCUCUCGUGAAAAUUUCUUCUUUGCUGGAAUUGAUAAAGUGAGGUUCCGGAAACCUGUUGUUGCAGGGGACACAUUGGUUAUGCGAAUGACACUUGUUAAACUGCAAAAACGCUUUGGAAUUGCAAAGAUGGAAGGAAAGGCAUAUGUUGGAGGUGAGGUGGUUUGCGAGGGCGAGUUCUUGAUGGCUACUGGUGGCGAAUAACGAGAAUGUUUGUAAGUCUGCUUGUCACAUUUACAGAGAUUGCUUAACUUUGAUUUGCACUCCCCCAAUAAUGGCCCAAAAUAUAUCAUUACUGAUGCAAGUCAUAGUGGCAACCUGAAAUUUUACUUUGUUAGAAUGUGCAUGUGUCAAGAAUGGAUUUCCUGCAGAACCUUCUUCAAGUUAUAUUCUUGGCAAUUCUUUACUGUUUGGCUUCCUGCAGAAGCCAAAUGUAUGCUUCACAAAAUGGCCUGGUUGUGGUGUGUAGAAUGUAGAAAACAGUAUUUUGUUUUGUUUUGUAUUUCUUUCUUUUUUUUUUUUGUUUUUGUUUUCGGGGCUAGUGGUCGUGUUUGCGGAGAAAUAGAUUGAGAUCUGGCUUCUGGGAA